Messenger RNA from Hyalella azteca, 3657 nucleotides. RefSeq lists its product as uncharacterized. The record is from RefSeq and is a predicted model, not a curated record. The transcript has 11 exons. Lineage: Eukaryota; Metazoa; Arthropoda; Malacostraca; Amphipoda; Hyalellidae. The coding region runs from base 201 to 3356 and encodes 1051 amino acids.
AGCUAUUUUCCUACUAGUUCUAGCCGGUUUCAGGAAGUGCUUAGUUACUUAUCUAUCAUUCCUGCAGAUCAGCAGAUGGAUGUAUAAGUGAAUUUAGUGAAGUGACUCAGUCUCUCCAUUCAAAGCUCUGUUCAUACAUUAGAAUCUUCAAUAUAUAAUCUGGCAAGACACUUUACCAAAUAGAGCAAGAAACUGUUGACAUGGAUUAUGGCUGCAUUUCAGCAGCCACUCAGAUGUGGAGGAAUGAUUAUCAAGAAAGUUCUGGUUCAGUCUCAAGAAGAAAUAUUCCAUCUUUCAGCAGUUGUAAUUUCUCAAAUUUUGACAAGGAGGAGCCUGUACAUAUAACUGAACUUCAGCUGAGAGGCCAGCUACGUGCGUACGAUCUGGAAAUAAAGCGAUUGAAAAGACAGAACCCAUUUCACCUAGUGCUGGAGGACUUAGAUUUUCUCCAGAAAAUCACAGAAUUGAGAUGUGCUGCCAAGAAUCUUCUCUGGAUAACUGGACCGAGUGGGCUCGAGUGCUCGCUGCAACGGGUUGGACGAUCGGUGGGCGUGGAGCUCGGUGCUCCCCCAGACGACGGCCCAACGCGCCUCCACAACGGCAUCCUGCAAGCUGCAUUCAUGGAGGGCACUGCCAUCAAACAACGCAUGCUUGACGGCGCUACUAAUCAGGUUCCACGUAAAAUCAUCACCAAAUAUCUAGACGCAUGUCAGGAAAUGGAACUUCUUGAAAAUUUGCACCUCCUUGAGGACUUGGUCUCGUGUCUGGACGCGGCUCUUGAGAAGCACCCAAGUCUUCCCGCCUGCGAGAGAAGUGGCUGGUCCAGACCCACUUAUGUGCAGCUCCUUAAGAAGGCUUAUGCUUGGAAGCGAAAGUACGUAGAGUGCUGCGACAACGUAAGCACGGCCGCCGCAAGCUGUUGCUCCGUGUAUCAAGGUUACGCUACCAACCUGAACAACCUACUGAGCACAACUCUGUACAAUCACGAGCAGCACUCCCCUGCUGCGUCUGAUGAAGAUGCGACAGCGGAGAAAUCCUUGGAAGGCUUGGCCGCUUUGAAGCAGGAGCUUCAAAAACAAUCUGUGAAGAACCGGGCGGUCAAUUUGAGGACCGCCCUACAAGUAGAGGCAGAGCAUGCAAAAGAGAUGCACUGGGUUGUGGAAGCUCUCACUGCGUGUCGUCAGGAAUUAGAAGAUCGAUUGCAUAAAGUUGUUCUUGUGCGGCAACUGGUGGACUUCAUCGAGUUGCGUUUUGCUGCUCAAAAUAAUGGGUUUGCUGAGCCUCCUCAGGAUGACAGAGCUUGCGGCAAGGAUCUUACGCUCCUCGACUACGUCUUGCGAUCACGAUUCGAUGUUCCCGACAACGUCAAGGCUGCCGUUGUGUCCGAUGUCCUGAGAGAAUUGCGGGACUUUCAUGACAACAACAUGGCUUACCAGUUGCUGAGCCCUGUAAACAUCAUCGUCAAUGACGCGUUCAAUCUGCGUCCUCUACGAGAAGCAACAACCACCGAACCCCUUCCUCCCUGGCGCUUCUUUGCUCCUGAGCUUCGUCAGCGACAUGAUAGUCAUCUUCCCUCAGCCUCAAAGCUAUGCCGAAAAACACAGCUAGUGGCCAACCUUGCAUUUCCGGCGUCUAGUGUACCGCCAAACAAAGAUCUGACAGCUCUGAAGAAAAAUGCCAUCGGCUCUUCAACCGCUGUAAACUCAAGUUCUUAUCAUGAACGAGAGGUCUCUUCUUCCAACCUCAAAUCUCUGAAUGAAGAAAAUGAAAAAAUUGUUCUUGGUCGAGGUGAAGCUGAAAAGGCUUCUGAAGCCAUUUCCACUAAUCUUGCGUGUGACGUAUAUUCUUUAGGACAAAUAAUUUUGUGGCUUAUGUGUCUUGGCGAAAGCAUGGACACUCUGGAAGAAAAUAUGAACUCCUCUCUCGCAACCCACGCCGUUCUUAGAAGAAUGCUUACCAAGGAUGCCAUCGCUCGUCCGUCUAUUAACGAACUUCUCGAGUACGAUUGGUUCGGCUCACCAUCCACGUGCCCUGAAAAAUGUCACGACCCCUUGGUAGUGUUUGAAGAAAAGUGUGAGGAACUUCCUCUUAAAAUGACUUCAUGUGAUGACUAUCAUUUCUCGCCAAAUUCCGCGUUUGCUUGUGUUGAUAAAGCCCCAUGGUCUCAAGAGUUUCAAGAAGGGUGUAGCGUAUUAAAUCCGGACGAAGAUGUCGAGGUCACCAGGCUCAGGAUUUACUUGGAAGAAGAAGCUAUUAUGAAAGAAAUGGAAAGCAAUUCAGAUUCAGAACAUGAUGCUCCAGAACACUGCUUCAACGAUCCUCUAAAUAAUUGCACUGAAAUCGCUACGAUUAAGAAUCAUGUUGAGUCGUCUGGUGAUACCUGUAACCCUGACUCUGCAGAGUUACAGGUAUCACCAGAUGACUGUAACUCAGACUCUGCAUCAAUACUUGAUGAUAUAACUACCGGGCAAUUUCCUGUGAUUUUUAACGGUAAUGUGCAACCAGGAAAUAGAAUUAUUGUCGACACCGCUGCUUCCAUCAACGACCCAUUCGCACCUCAGACUCAGAGAAGUGAUACUUUCGAAAACGAGUCAUGGACGAGUACUUCGGAUAGUUGUGUGAGUGACACUCCUAGUGAAGCUGCAAAAAAAUAUCGCCACUCCAAAAGAGCGCAAGGAAAUAGCUCUCUCAAUGCAUUCAAUUACGCAUCUAAAUUUCUGCCAAAUCACCAUGUUGACGAUGAUGUUGAAAAGGCUUCUGGGAUUGUGUUUUCGAGACCCAGUGGGAAACCUUUUCAAACUCUUCCAUACAUCGCAAAUGGAUCGCCUUCUAGGGACAUUUUAUCUUUGCUGUCCACCUACGAGAACAGCACUAAAGAUAGUAAGGGUUCUACGAGUGGACCAGUAACUUCGCCUUGCUCAAAGGAGCAGAUUACCCGGAAUGAAAUAAAUUUAGAUUGCCAACCAAAAUUGGUUGGAGAAAAAACCGACGGCGACUCAGAGGACUCAAGUACUCUACACGAGUGCCUCCGCAAUUCGCCGCAAAUCAAGUCAAAGGCCAAUUCAUAUCCAGUCAAAACUAAUACUCAGAAGACUAAGCCAAUACUGAGGGGACGAAUACUAAACUUGAGAGAUGAAAGGGGCUCUAACCAGGUGGAAGCAUCUUCCCUGAACUGUUACCAGUCAGCGAAUGUACGCGCACCUGCGGGUAAUCUCUAUGAUCGGUGGCAAGACAAGAGUGGCUUGAUCGUCCCUAAAUCUGAAAAUUACAAGCCUUCGUUGUGUGGCGAAGACGAAGAAUUGCAUGAGGGACCGGAUGAAAUCCUCCUCAUUUUAGAAGAAGGUGACAAACCAUGAAUUUACUCGUUUCUAUGUUUCAGCGGAAGUAAUGCUGGUUGGUCUCUGGCACUUGAGUAUAAUUCCAUUGCAAGUUACAAGCACAAAUUCUGAUGUAGCAAAAUGUCGUUUUGCCUUGAUGAACGUUCUAUUGGUCAUCUUUGAUUUAGCUUUUAGAUCGAGUGGAGUGUAUUAAUUCGCUAUGAAUUAGAGGAGUAAAACCGAAUUAUAUACGCAGUUUUGAUGCUUAGAAAAUAGCUCAAUUCAUUUUUGCCAUUACAAUUUAAUUAGUAUCCUGUUGCAUUGCCGUUUUAUGUUAAUU